Nannospalax galili (Upper Galilee mountains blind mole rat) is the source of this 8835-nucleotide messenger RNA. RefSeq names its product mindbomb E3 ubiquitin protein ligase 1 (gene Mib1). Gene Ontology annotation, molecular function: protein binding; ubiquitin-protein transferase activity; zinc ion binding. The transcript is spliced from 21 exons. Gene Ontology annotation, cellular component: cytoplasm. The record is from RefSeq and is a predicted model, not a curated record. Lineage: Eukaryota; Metazoa; Chordata; Mammalia; Rodentia; Spalacidae. The coding region runs from base 64 to 3084 and encodes 1006 amino acids. Gene Ontology annotation, biological process: protein ubiquitination.
CCCAACUCCCUCACGGGCCCCCCGGCGGCGGCUGCAGCGGCGGAGCCCCCGGCCCGGGCCCCAAUGAGCAACUCCCGCAAUAACCGGGUGAUGGUGGAGGGGGUCGGGGCCCGCGUAGUGCGCGGCCCGGAUUGGAAGUGGGGCAAGCAGGACGGCGGCGAGGGCCAUGUGGGCACCGUGCGGAGCUUCGAGAGUCCUGAGGAAGUGGUGGUGGUGUGGGACAACGGCACGGCCGCCAACUACCGCUGCUCCGGGGCCUACGACCUUCGCAUCCUGGACAGCGCGCCCACUGGCAUCAAGCAUGACGGAACCAUGUGUGAUACCUGCCGCCAACAACCAAUCAUUGGCAUUCGAUGGAAAUGUGCAGAGUGCACAAAUUAUGAUUUGUGCACAGUUUGUUAUCAUGGAGAUAAACAUCAUUUAAGGCAUCGCUUUUACAGGAUUACUACACCAGGAAGUGAACGGGUUCUGUUGGAGUCUCGUAGAAAAUCUAAGAAGAUUACAGCCAGAGGAAUCUUUGCAGGUGCCAGAGUGGUACGAGGAGUGGACUGGCAGUGGGAAGAUCAAGAUGGAGGAAAUGGGCGUAGAGGAAAGGUAACGGAAAUCCAGGACUGGAGUGCCUCGAGCCCACACAGUGCAGCCUAUGUUCUCUGGGAUAAUGGUGCUAAGAACCUUUACAGAGUUGGCUUUGAGGGCAUGUCUGAUCUAAAGUGUGUCCAGGAUGCCAAAGGUGGUUCUUUCUACAGAGAUCAUUGCCCUGUGCUAGGUGAGCAGAAUGGCAACAGGAAUCCUGGUGGAUUGCAAAUUGGUGACCUGGUAAAUAUAGAUCUUGACCUAGAAAUUGUACAGUCUUUGCAGCAUGGUCACGGAGGAUGGACCGAUGGAAUGUUUGAGACUCUAACUACAACUGGAACUGUGUGUGGUAUUGAUGAAGAUCAUGACAUUGUAGUACAGUACCCAAGUGGCAAUAGGUGGACCUUCAAUCCUGCUGUCCUCACUAAAGCAAACAUCGUCCGAAGUGGGGAUGCUGCACAGGGUGCAGAAGGGGGCACCUCACAGUUUCAAGUGGGUGAUCUUGUGCAAGUUUGUUAUGAUCUGGAAAGAAUUAAACUUCUUCAAAGAGGACAUGGUGAAUGGGCUGAAGCAAUGCUUCCAACUUUAGGUAAAGUUGGCCGAGUACAACAGAUUUAUUCAGACAGUGAUUUAAAAGUGGAAGUUUGUGGAACAUCUUGGACAUACAAUCCUGCAGCAGUUUCCAAGGUGGCAUCUGCAGGAUCAGCCAUUAGCAAUGCAUCUGGUGAAAGACUCUCACAACUUCUGAAGAAAUUAUUUGAAACCCAAGAAUCUGGUGACCUCAAUGAAGAGCUGGUAAAGGCUGCUGCCAAUGGGGACGUGGCUAAAGUGGAAGAUUUGCUGAAAAGACCAGAUGUGGAUGUGAAUGGGCAAUGUGCUGGCCACACGGCUAUGCAAGCUGCUAGUCAAAAUGGGCAUGUUGAUAUUUUGAAAUUACUUUUGAAGCAAAAUGUGGAUGUAGAAGCAGAGGAUAAAGAUGGAGAUCGAGCAGUUCAUCAUGCAGCUUUUGGAGAUGAGGGUGCUGUUAUAGAAGUCCUGCACCGAGGUAGUGCUGAUUUGAAUGCUCGUAAUAAACGCCGGCAGACGCCUCUUCACAUUGCUGUCAAUAAAGGUCAUCUUCAGGUUGUGAAGACUUUAUUGGACUUUGGUUGUCAUCCCAGUCUCCAGGACUCCGAAGGUGACACCCCUCUCCAUGAUGCCAUAAGUAAGAAACGGGACGACAUUCUAGCAGUUCUUCUGGAAGCUGGAGCUGAUGUGACCAUCACAAACAAUAAUGGGUUUAAUGCCCUGCAUCAUGCUGCACUUCGAGGAAAUCCCAGUGCAAUGCGAGUUUUGCUAUCGAAAUUACCAAGACCAUGGAUUGUGGAUGAGAAGAAAGAUGACGGCUAUACAGCUUUGCAUUUGGCUGCCCUGAAUAAUCAUGUGGAAGUGGCUGAACUGCUGGUACAUCAGGGAAAUGCAAACUUGGAUAUCCAGAAUGUGAACCAGCAAACCGCCCUACACCUUGCCGUUGAACGACAGCACACCCAGAUAGUUAGGCUUUUGGUCCGUGCAGGUGCUAAACUAGACAUUCAGGAUAAGGAUGGCGAUACACCUUUGCAUGAAGCUCUGAGGCAUCACACUUUGUCUCAACUACGCCAGCUACAAGAUAUGCAAGAUGUGGGGAAGGUAGAUGCUGCCUGGGAACCAUCAAAAAACACAUUAAUCAUGGGACUUGGUACCCAGGGGGCAGAGAAGAAGAGUGCAGCAUCGAUUGCCUGUUUCCUGGCAGCCAAUGGGGCAGACCUCAGCAUCCGAAAUAAGAAGGGCCAGUCUCCACUUGAUCUCUGUCCUGACCCAAGUCUCUGCAAAGUGCUAGCAAAAUGUCAUAAGGAAAAAGUCAGUGGCCAAGUGGGCUCUCGGAGUCCUUCUAUGAUCAGUAAUGAUUCUGAAACUUUAGAGGAGUGUAUGGUGUGCUCAGACAUGAAGAGAGAUACUCUUUUUGGUCCAUGUGGGCACAUUGCGACCUGUUCUUUGUGUUCUCCUCGUGUCAAGAAAUGCCUCAUCUGUAAAGAACAAGUUCAGUCCAGAACAAAGAUUGAAGAAUGUGUGGUGUGCUCUGACAAGAAAGCAGCUGUUCUUUUUCAACCUUGUGGACACAUGUGUGCUUGUGAAAAUUGUGCCAGUCUGAUGAAAAAGUGUGUGCAGUGCCGGGCAGUCGUUGAACGGAGAGUGCCUUUCAUCAUGUGCUGUGGUGGGAAGAGCUCAGAAGAUGCUGCUGAUGAUAUCUCAGGUGGGACUAUCCCAGUGUUGCAGAAGGACAAGGACAACACCAAUGUCAAUGCAGAUGUGCAGAAGCUGCAGCAGCAGUUGCAGGACAUUAAGGAGCAGACAAUGUGCCCUGUGUGUUUGGAUCGUCUGAAGAACAUGAUUUUCCUCUGUGGCCAUGGAACGUGCCAGCUCUGUGGAGACCGAAUGAGUGAAUGCCCCAUUUGUCGCAAGGCAAUUGAACGCAGGAUUCUUUUGUACUGAUUGAGAAACACACAAUGUUUUGUUAGCUAAAGUAUGUGAUCAUGAGAUCUUAGUAAGCUUUUAAGCUAGUUGGAAGUUUAAUGAAUUGAUUUGUAAUUUUAUAAUUUCUUUAUUAGAGUGUAAUUAGAUUAUAAAUGUACCACCACCACCACAGUGAAAAACUCCACCACACAGUGUUUGAAAUUGUGAUUUUUUUUCUUCUUCUUCUUGAUUUUGAGUAUCAAAUCCAUGGUAAUUCAUAGAAAAUUUGCUUUUGGUUUCUAGGAGGAAAAUCCUUUAAGGACCUCCUUUUAUACAUGUUUUUAUUACAUUUUCUCUCUUAAUUUAUAAAUUUGUUAAACCUCAGUAGAGACACUUCCAUGUGAUCAUUUAUCCCUCAGUUUAUCAUGAUUUCACACAGUAAAAUGACAAUUACUCCAGAAAGUCAUGUAUGAAAUGAAUGGGGCAAGUCAAGCUAUGUCACAUGUGUUAAAUGGUAAAGCUAUAGUGCAGAUUCUGCAUGGUUAAGGAAGUAUUGAAGGAAAGAUUAUAUUUUAAAGAUAACUGCAAGUUAUGCAAAUGUUUCUGAAUUCUUGAGUAAAUAGAAGCAUAGCCAAAGUAAGAGAAUAAUGACUACAUUUAGCUUAUUUUAUAGAUUUAAAAGGAGAUAAUGACUUUACAUUUAGUUUGUUUUGUAGAUUUAAAAGGAAAAUUGUUUGACUUAAGUCAAAUGACCAGUUUUCACACGGAAAAGGAAAGCUAAAUCAUAAUGCAGCCCUGAAGGCAGGCAUGGAGCAGUGCAAGAGUGCCGACUAACCGACCCUCAGCAGUGGCGAUUCCUGUAUUAGGUGUGCACUGUUUAGAUCAACUAGCUUAUAGAAAAAGGUCUCUGAAAAGCGCAUUUCCGUUUUCCCAGUGAGGCAGACCCAGUCUCGAUGUAAUCAGUGGAUUGACACUGUGUUAUUUGUGCCACUAAGGUCUGUUCAGCAAGGGUGAUGCAUUGUUAGAGGCAACAAUCUUCUGUGUGUCUGUUACUUCUGACAGUGUUACGAAUUCCACCUUCAUCAAAGACCUUCCAUUCUCUCAGUAAUUCUUACUGUAAAGAAUACAGUUUUUCUACCUACAGAUGGAGAUAUUAUUUAAACUACCAACAAUAGCCAAGCUAUAGUAAAAAAACUUAAUAGCGUACUUAUUUAGAAAGAGUGCCAGGACAUUGUGGAAAUGCAUGUGAUUACUUGUAAAAUUGGGAGAGGGGUACACUUUGCCUGUAGAGGAUCUAAGCAUUUUAUCUCCUUUGAAUGAAUAAUCUUUUUAUCUAGGGUAAAUAUACACAUAAGUGGUUUAAGGUUCCUUGCUGCUAGACUAUAAAAAAUAUCAGCUGUUUACAGUUUACAAUAGUGUCUACUACUAUAUACUGUGUAUAAGCUUUCUCUCUUUUUUUUUUUUUUUUUUUUUUUUUUUUUUUUUCCGUUUCCACCUUUGACCCUGGCUAGCUUUUCUUACUCUGUUUCUCUGCUGUAGUAACAAAGGUGCAAAUUCAGUGUCCAGCUGUCAUAGUAUGGUUUUGCUGGCUGUGUAAUUGCUGCUUCCUUUGGCAGGCUUCAUGAAAGUGGUGGUGAGCCAUGGGGCUGUGUUUGUAGUCAUUCUGUAUCUGUGUUUAGCUGAGUAACUGGUAUCAGUUUUUUUUUCUUCCUUUUGGUUUUUUGAGACAGUCUCACUAUAUAUUACAAGCUGGCCUGGAAUUUACUGUACAGCUCAGGCUUGCCUCAAACUUAGGAUCCUCCUGCUUCUGCCUUCCGAGUGUGGGAUGAGAGACACGAGUCAUCACAUCCAACAUUUAUUAAUCAUUUUGGAUGAUACAAUUUUUGUAAAUUUCAAAUUAGAAAUUUUUUGUGACUAAUUAUCUAGUAAAGAACUCACAAGGCCAUUUUCAAAGUAUAUUUUGAGGUUACAGAAAGAUGCAUCCACUGAUACGAUGUUUACACAAAGAGACAAACUCUUGCAGAUUUGGAAAUAGCAGAAGUGAGGAUUUUCUUUUUCUCCAUGCCAUAGGCCACCCAUCUCUUUCUACUACAGCAGCAGGCAAGGAAGGUGCUUGCUGAUCCGCAGCCUGCCAGUCCGAGAGCCUGUGGCUACAGAUGCAUUUCACCUCAGUCCUUUUUAUCUUCUGACCUGCAGUGCUAAAACUUAUACCCCUAUAAGGUAAUAGCACCUUCCAGACUAGUUUCAUUAUUUCUUCCAUAUUAAAAAUAUAACAUUAAUUUCUAUGAUAGAAGUCAUAAAGUCUUUGUAAUUGUAGUGCUGAGUACUUGUGGGUUUUCUCUGUUUGUAUUUUUGAAGUUUGUUUUAUGAAUAGAUAUUCUUCUAUUCAUGUCUUUAAGCACCUAAAAUUAUUUUAAAUUUGUUUUGGGUUUGUGGGAGACAGUGCGAUUAAGAACUUAAUCAUGUAAGUGACUUUCCUCCAACUCUGAAACUGCUACCUCUUAUUAUAUAUCUCUUAGCAGUGCUUUGCCAAUUAGUAUGUUUCCUCAUUAUCUAAACCUCUUUCCUGUGCCUCUAAAGAGUUCUUACUUUUCCUAAAAUUAUUUUUACAAUGACAUGCAUUCAUUUAAAAAAAAUUGUAUAUUGGGCUUCAGAAGCUAGAUAGAAAAAAAAGAAAAAAAGAUCAGCCUCUUAGUGCACUCAGAAUUUGUGAGCAGUUGUAUAUAAAGUCAUCUGUUGCUGGGUGUGGUGGCUCACGCUUUUAACCCCAGCACCCAGGAGGCAGAGGCAGGCAGAUCUCUGUCAGUUCAAGGCCAGCCUGGUCUACAUAGUGAGUUCCAGGCCAGCUGGGGCUACAGGGAGGCCUUGUCUCAAAAAGACCAAAAUAAAAUAAAAUAAAAUAAAAUUAAUAAAAUAAAAUAAAAAGUCAUCUGUUGACUAAAGAAGGGGAUCCAAAGACACUGUUAGCAUUCCUAUUAGGGUUUCAGGAGAGCUGUCGGUGAGUAGUAUUUGGAUUCCCUUUCUCUGUACUCCCUUGCCCUACAUCUUCUCCUUUAUUCUUCUAUGAUCAUCAGCUUUCUUAUUCCAGACACAGGCAACUCACCAGACGGUGCUAUCCUAAUUGUACUUGUUCACAUAGUUUAACAUUUUUACUUAUACUAUAUAUAUAUAAUUUUGUUGGGAGCAAGGUUUUCAAAAGAAGAUAAUUUUAUAUAGUAUAAGAAUAUUAUGCUAGGUAAGUAUUUAGUUGCUAAAUUAUGCUUGAUUAAGGUAUUUGUAAUUUUAAACAUGGCAGAUUAACCAACAGUCGACUGAAGCAUAAGAUUAAUUGAUAGAUAAUGUUGGAAGUAAUUUUCUUAAAUUUAUAUUUUUUGAUGAUUUUAGCCCGUAAGAACAUUUUAGAAUAUCGAAAUGCAUGCUUCAAAUUUAAAAGCUUGCUGGGUCACUUUUACACACCAGAAACACCCUGUGUUGUGUAUGUGUUGCCUAGUUGCUGUUCUUCUUUAAUUCUGAAUUGUGGACACUUUUUGGACUAGGAAUAGUUAAACUUGUGAACUAAGACAACGAUGAAUUGGGUAGUCAGGUCAGGACAUUGGGGUUGCAACAAAUAGGAAACAGAAAAGCAAAUAAGAGGAAAGUGGAUCAUUUCCAACAGCGUUAGUUGGGAGAGUAUAUUUAAUUAAAAAAUAAAAAGGGCCUGUUAAUUUUUAGUAUGGUUUGGCAGUUAGUUUUUUGUACAUUGCAGAUUUUAGUACAGCUUUUUUUUCUUUUUUGGUUUGUUUAAGUUCCAAAAGGAAAGCACUUAUUCUCUCAGAGUGUCUGAGAUGUUCUGUAGUAAUAAUUUGUGUAAAAUGGACUCAUGGGAUAGAUUUUUUUGCAUUUUUAGUUGCGGUGAAAACUGUCUAUCAUAAGGCUUGCCACUGUAACCGUUUCUACAUGUACACCAUUCAGUAGUGCUGCUUACACUCGUGUUGUUGGGAAACAGACCUCUAGAGCUGUAUCUUGCACAACUGAAAUGCCAUAACCAUUAAAUGACUCCUUUUUCCUUCUUUCUCCUGUGGAGUAGAACUUUAACCAUUUAUAAAUCAAACACCUGAAUUACUUAGUAGUUCAUUUGUGUUUGCAAUAUCUACAGUUACAGUAAACAUCAAGUUCCUGAAAUCUGCAAGGAGGACAUCUCUCUCCCUUCCAUAAUUGUUAAUAGUAAUGAGUUUUACAUGUAUGUUAAUUGAAAGAGUUUAUUAUUUCAUUUUGAGCCAUAGAGGAGAAACACAUUUUAGAUAUCAGAAAUAAAUUAACUUUGAAUUUGUACUAAAUUACGAAGGUAAUAGAUUUUCACAAGUUAUUUGUGCCUUGUUAAAAAUAUCAGUUGUCUUUAAGUCUACCUGUCAUAGGUUUCAGAAUACAUUUUUCUUUCAAAAUGACAACCCAAUUUAAGUUGCUUGAAUACUACAAUAGGAAUGCUUACUGGUAUUACUUGAUAAUCAUGUAUAUCCUUGGAACUUUAACAUAUAUACAGCUAUAGCAGUAUUAAUAAUUACAGUUGUAUGCCUUUAAAAUAUUAAAUUUGAGGAAGCUGUUUAAUGUCUCAUGUGUAUGUUGCUUUACUACAGUGAGAGGGAAAUCCUCUAGCUUGAGCUUGUACUGAUAAAUGAUUAGCAGUGGGUAAAACUACAGUAUAGAAAGAGGAACUGGAUAGUUGAUGAAUUGAACUGGUUAAGUUGAUAUUUGGUAUUUUCUACCUCCUUUUCUAUCUGAGUAUUGCUUUUUUUUUUUUCUUUUUUCUUGCAACAUUUUGUCUUAUUUGUGAGUGAAAAGGAAUUGGGAACCUGAAGUUAAAAUUGAGAUUUUUUUUUUUUGAGAAUUUAAGCAAUAGAUACAAGAAAAGUAACCUGAACCUAAAAGCUGGAAUUGAUGUGUACAGAAUGUCUAAGAAGAAUAAUAAUGCUGAGUAUUUGAAUUGUCCUGUUUAGUCUUAUGACUUCUCUCCUCCAAAAAAGCAAAAUGGUCUUCUAAUUUUUUAUAAAAUAAGCAAAUGUGCCAUUUUGUCUGAAGUGUGUAAUUUUAGGAAGCUAUUGAAAGUUCUGACUCAGGGCUUUUUAACAGUUUAAGCAAUUCUAAAUAUAUUUUAGAAACUCCAUCCACAUAAUUCUUCAGUGCCUUGAAAGAAUUAUUAACCUGGUGACACCGUCAACAUUUUAUAGAAGGUGAUCGAUCGGCAGUGUGCUGUCCCUGUGUGCACAUUCCUGAGUCCUGCCUGAGCUCAUGUGAUUGCGAUGCUGCCUAUGCAGGGGUUCACAUCAUUCUCUGAGGGAAAUUUCUAGAUUUGCACUUGAUAUUUGGUUUUUUUUGUUGUUGUUGUUGUUGUUGUUUUUAAAAUUGGUUAUUCAAGGCCAUGGCACUGUUACCAGAAAAGUGAUUCUAUGUUGUUGUUAUGCAGAGUCACCAAAAGUAGCUGCUGGGAAGAGGAGUGGGCUCUUUUUAGUACAAAAGGAGGACCAGUUUGGGAAACACAGGUUGUCGUCCCCUCCAGUGAAAACAAAACCAAACCCUUUAUUUAAGUGCUUCAGUUAAGAAUUCAUUUAAACGAGAUCAUGAAUUGUGUGUCAUUCUUAAUGCUAAUCUUAUAGACUAAGUCUACAUUUUUCUGUUUCCUCCAGUGUAUGUGUGCCAUUCUAAAUACAGUAUAUUGAAAUGAUAAAAAGCAGUGUCAUGCAGAAGUGUUUUGCUUUGUAUUUUUUCCAGUUGUUUUUAGUUUUCAAUGUUGGAAUAAAUUUAAAGUCUUGCUUC